UUAGGUGAUGGUAAAGAAAAAUCUGAACUCUCAUGGGAUGUAAGGUUUAGCAUUGCGAUCAAGAUUGCGGAAGCCUUAAAUUACCUGCACAACGAAUGUUCUCCGCCUGUUAUUCAUAGAGAUGUCAAAUCAUCAAACAUUCUUCUAGCAGACGAGUUUCAACCACAGUUAUCUGAUUUCGGGCUUGCAAUAUGGGGACCGACGUCUUCAUCUUUCAGGAAUCAAGGCGACGUAGUUGGAACAUUCGUGUAUCUUGCUCCGGAAUAUUUUAUGUAUGGGAAAGUCAGUGACAAGAUUGAUGUGUAUGCCUUUGGUGUAGUUCUACUUGAGUUGUUAUCAGGAAGAAAACCAAUUGGAUAUCAAAUUCCCAAAGGCCAGGAAAGCUUGGUGAUGUGGGCAAAACCAAUAAUUGACAGUGAGAAUGUAAAGGGUAUAUUAGACCCAAAUUCAGAUGAAAAUCUUGAUGAGGCUCAAAGGCAAAGGAUGGUUCUUGCAGCAAAUCUCUGCAUCACACGGGCAGCUAGGCUGCGUCAAAAAAUGAAUGAGGUUCUGAAGCUUCUACGAGGCGAUAAAGAUGCAGUGACGUGGGUGACACUUCGGAAAAAGGAUCUCGACGAUCUUGACAACCAAGAUGGUAAUGAUGAUGCAGUUUAUCCAGAUUCUUGUGCAGAGUCACACUUGAAUCUUGCAUUGCUUGAUGUGGAUGAUGAUUUGAUAUCGUUUAGUAGUUUCGAGCGUGGAAAUCUUCAAUACAUUGAAGAAUACAUGAAAGAUAGAUGGAGCAGAUCAUCAAGCUUUGAUUAGUUUUCUUUCAUUUUUGUUCCUUUUUGCUGCUUGUUGCAUGGCAUCUUUCUGAUUUUGUCCCUUGCAUAUUCUGCAGAGAGGAUUUCUUGAGCAACCUUACAAUUCUGUUAAGACUUGUAAUAUAGAGGGGAAUAGAAAUGUAAGUACCCCAUGGUGAGGCGUUUUUGUAGUAGUAGAUUUGUAGUAUCAUCCUGUUCAAAAUGAAAAUAUCUAAUGAACAGGAACUAGAGGGUGUUCUCAAAAAUGUUGCUCCAAUCUGACCUAGCUAGCAAGCAAUCCCAGUUUACGACAGAGAACAAACGUAUCUUUGUUUACUUCUGCUCCGGCAAGCACUAAAGUUUAAGAAUAAUUGUAGAUUGGCGGCUACCUAA
Molecule: messenger RNA, 1175 nt
Organism: Mercurialis annua (annual mercury)
Lineage: Eukaryota; Viridiplantae; Streptophyta; Magnoliopsida; Malpighiales; Euphorbiaceae
Product: protein kinase STUNTED-like
Exons: 3
Biological process (GO): protein phosphorylation
Molecular function (GO): protein kinase activity; ATP binding
Source: RefSeq, a predicted model, not a curated record